Messenger RNA from Suricata suricatta (meerkat), 10262 nucleotides. RefSeq names its product centromere protein F (gene CENPF). Gene Ontology annotation, cellular component: nucleus; chromosome, centromeric region; spindle pole. Gene Ontology annotation, molecular function: dynein complex binding; transcription factor binding; protein homodimerization activity. Bases 133 to 9465 code for a protein of 3110 amino acids. Lineage: Eukaryota; Metazoa; Chordata; Mammalia; Carnivora; Herpestidae. The record is from RefSeq and is a predicted model, not a curated record. The transcript is spliced from 20 exons. Gene Ontology annotation, biological process: mitotic cell cycle; metaphase chromosome alignment; regulation of G2/M transition of mitotic cell cycle.
GCUGUGUUCGCACUGCUGUCCGCGGAACCUGCUCAGUCACGAGCUCUCACUUUGGCGCAUCAGUUUCCUCGUAAUAAAUGAAUUGUAAGUUUAUUGAUAAAUGCGUGUGCAUAGUAAAGGAAGGAGAGCAAAAUGAGCUGGGCUUUGGAAGAGUGGAAAGAGGGCCUGCCUACGAGAGCUCUCCAGAAAAUUCAGGAGCUUGAAGGACAGCUGGACAAACUGAAGAAAGAAAGGCAGCAAAGGCAGUUUCAGCUUGAGACUCUGGAGGCCGCGCUGCAGAAGCAGAAACAGAAGGUUGAGCAUGAAAAAACUGAGGGCGCAAACCUAAAAAGGGAGAACCAGAGCUUGAUGGAAGUAUGUGAAAAUCUGGAGAAGACCAGGCAGAAAAUUUCUCAUGAACUUCAAGUCAAGGAGUCACAGGUGAAUUUCCAAGAAGGACAACUGAACUCCAGCAAAAAACAAAUAGAAAAACUGGAACAGGAACUAAAAAGGUGUAAAUCCGAACUUGAAAGAAGCCACCAGGCUGCACAGUCUGUCGAUGCGUCUCUGCAUCCAUGCACUACACCACAAAAAAUUUUUGCAACUCCACUAACACCAAGUCAACAUUAUAGUGGCUCCAAAUAUGAAGAUCUAAAAGAGAAAUAUAAUAAAGAAGUUGAAGAACGAAAAAGGUUAGAGGCAGAGGUUAAAGCCUUGCAGGCCAAGAAGGUGAGUCAGGCUACUCCCCAAAGCACAAUGAGCCACCGGGACAUUGCACGGCAUCAGACUUCGUCAUCCGUGUUCUCAUGGCAAGAAGAGAAGACCCCAAGUCGGCUCCCGUCGGGAGCACGGAAAACUCCGAUUAGGCGAGAUUUCUCUGCAUCUUCUUUUAUUGCGGAACAAGAGGUGACUCCAAGUAGAUCAACUUUGCAAACAGGGAGAAGAGAUGCUAAUAGCAGUUUCUGUGAAAAUUCUAGCAAUUCUCAUCUUUUGGAUCAACUAAAAGCUCAGAAUCAAGAGCUAAGGAGCAAGAUUAAUGAUUUGGAACUACGUCUACAAGGACAAGAAAAAGAAAUGAAGAGCCAAGCGAGUAAAUGUCAAGAACUCCAACUCCAGCUGGAGAAAGCCAAAGCGGAAUUAAUGGACAAAGAGAAAGCUUUGAAUAAAAGUGGGGAUGAACUGGUGAGAACUACAGCACAGUACGACCAGGCGUCAGCCAAGUGUACUACGUUGGAACAAAAACUGAAAAGAUUGUCUGAAGAUUUGAGUUGUCAGCGGCAAAAUGCAGAAAGUGCCAGAUGUUCUUUGGAGCAGAAAAUCAAGGAGAAAGAAAAGGAGUUUCAAGAGGAGCUCUCCCGGCAGCAGCGCGCCUUCCAAGCACUGGACCAGGAGUGCACGCAGAUGAGAGCCAGACUCACCCAGGAGCUACAGCAAGCCAAGAACACUCACAACAUCCUGCAGGCUGACCUGGAUAAAGUCACAUCAGGAAAGCACCAUCUAGAAAAAAAUUUGGAAGAGCUCAAGCAAAGGUUUUGCAGAACCGAGCAGGCGUUACAGGCGAGUCAGAUGCAAGAAAACGAGCUGAGGAGAAGCAGUGAAGAAGCGAAGAAGGAGAACAGCCUCCUUAAGAGCCAGUCUGAGCAAAGGGCCAGAGAAGUCUGCCGCCUGGAGGAGGAACUGAGGAAGGCCGGACAGAGUUUGAGUCAGAGCCAGAGUUUUGCUGACGAAAUGAGGGCUAAGAAUGCCUCUCAGGAAACCAUGUUAAGAGAGCUUCAAGAAAAAAUCAAUCAGCAAGAGAAUUCCUUGACUUUAGAGAAACUGAAGCUUGCCUUGGCCGAUCUGGAAAAGCAGCGAGAUUGUUCGCAAGACCUUUUGAAGAAAAGGGAACAUCACAUUGAACAACUGAACGAGAAGUUAAGCAAAACAGAGAAAGAGUCCGAGGCUCUGCUGAUUGCUUUGGAGUUAAAAAAGAAAGAAUAUGAAGAAUUGAAAGAAGAAGAGACUCUCUUUGUUCAUUGGAAACGUGAAAAAGAACAGCUUCUAAGUCAGCUGGAAUCAGAGAAGGGAAGCUUGCAGAGUAAACUUCAUCACCUGGAAACUUGUCUCAAGACACAACAAAUAAAAAGUCACGAAUACAAUGAGAAAGUAAGAACACUGGAGAUGGAAAGCGAAAAUCUGAAUGUUGAGAUCAGAAACCUUCACAAUGUGAUAGACGGCAAGACGGUGGAGGUGGAGACACAGAAACAAGCCUAUGUAGAACUACAGCAGAAAGCCGAGCUCUCGGAUCAGAAACAUAAGAAGGAAGUAGAAAAUAUGUGCCUGAAAAUGUCUCAGCUUACUGGGCAAGUUGAAGAUCUAGAACACAAGCUUCAGUUAGUGUCAAGUGAAGUAUCAGACAGAGACCAGCGUUACCAGGACUUGUGUGCUGAAUAUGAGAGCCUCCGGGAUCUGCUAAAAUCCAAAGGGGUUUCUCCAGUGACAAAUGAAGCUCAUCCUAGAAGUCUUUUGGCCUUCGAAGAACAGUCUGCAAUGAAUAACUCCUUUGCGAAUAUAUUUGGAGAACAAAGAAGCACGCCUUCAGGAAGGAGCAGAUGUCGUUUAGAAGCAGACCAUAGUCCAGAAAGUUCAGCCAUCUUACAAAAUCGAGUCAUUUCUCUUGAGUUUUCAUUAGAGUCUCAAAAGCAGAUGAACUCAGACCUGCAAAAGCAGUGUGAAGAGUUGGUGCAAAUCAGAGGCGAAAUAGAGGAUAAUCUCACCAAAGCAGAGCAGAUGCAUCAAAGUUUUGUGGCCGAAACAAGCCAACGCAUUAAUAAGUUACAAGAAGACACUUCUGUUCAUCAGAAUGCCUUUGCUGAAACUUUAGUUGCCCUGGAGAACAAGGAAAGAGAGUUCCAACUUUUGAAUGAAAAAUUAGAAACAGAGCAAGCAGAGAUUCAAGAGUUAAAAAAGAGCAACCAUUUACUUCAAGAAUCUCUAAAGGAGCUACAACUUUUGUCUGAAAGCCUGAGCUCAGAGAAGAAGGAAAUGAGUGCUGCCCUUUCUCUAAACAGAAAAGAAAUCGAAGAGCUGACCCGAGAGAAUGAGACCCUCAAGGAAAUCAAUGCAACCUUAAGCCAAGAGAAGAUUAACUUACUCCAAAAAAGUGAGAGUUUUUCAAACUGUAUAGACGAAAGAGACAAAAGCAUUUCAGAGUUAUCCAAUCAGUACCAGCAAGAAAGACUUAUUUUACUACAAAGAUGUGAAGAAGCAGGAUGUGCACUUGAGGAUCUUAGUGAAAAAUAUAAAGCAGCUCAAGAAAAGAACUCUGAAUUAGAAUGCUUGCUAAGUGAUUGCACCAGUGCUUGUGAAAAUAGAAAACAUGAACUGGAACACCUAAAGGAGACAUUUGCACAGGAACGCCAAGCAUUUGUAACAAAAUUAGCAUUUGCCGAAGAAAGAAACCAGAAUCUAAUCCUAGAGCUGGAGGCAGUGCGGCAUGAUCUGAGAUCAGAGAUUGCGGAUAUCCAAAACAAUUCCAAGAGCGAGGCAGACUGUUUAAAGCAAGAAAUCAUGACCUUAAAGGAAGAACAGAGUAAGAUGCAAAAGGAACUUAAUGCUCUGUUACAAGAGAAUGAGCACCUGAUGACCUUAACGGAGACGAAACAAGAGCAUCGGAUUCUAGAAUCAGAACCAAUUAGCGACUCUGUGAAGGGAGAGAGUGACAUAAAUGAAUGUCAUGUUCAGCUUCCCAUGGAUCUUGAAGUCGAAGAUCCCUCUCUCGACUGUGACAGUGCACAGUUGGUACAAUCAGGAGCUAAGAUAAGAAAGAGGGAAUUCAAACUUGAGGAAAGUGAGGAGAAGGAGUGCCUACAGACAAUUAGAAUAGAAUUAGACAUGGGAAAUGUGGGACAAGACACUCAGUCGCAAGAACUUAGUGGCCCCGAAGAAUGCGCCGUGGACACAGGAGGAAAGCAUAUUUCUGUGCUUCAUGAGUUGUCAACAAGUCAGAAUGACAAUGUGCAUCUGCAGUGCUCUCUUCAAAUGGCAAUGCACAAGCUGAAUGAGCUAGAGAAAAUUUGUGAAACGCUGCAGGUUGAAAAGCUCGAGCUAAUAACUGAGCUCAAUGACUCAAGAUCAGAAUAUAUCACAGCAACUAGUAAAAUGGCAGAAGAGGUGGGCAAACUAGUAAAUGAAGUUAAAAUACUAAAUGAUGAACACGGACUUCUCCAAGGCGAGUUAGUGAAAGAAUUGGUAGAAGAUAAACUUGGUGAACAACAAAAUGAGCAGAAAUUUGUGUCCUUAAAUCCUUUGGAUGACAGUAAUUGCUAUGAGCACUUGACACUGUCAAACAAAGAAGUUCAAAUGCACUUCGCUAAGUUACAAGAGAAACUUUCAUCUUUACAAAGCGAACACAAAAUUUUACAUGAUCAGCACUAUCAUAUGAGCUCUAAGAUGUCAGAGCUACAGUCUUAUGUGGACACAUUAAAGGCUGAAAAUUCGGUCUUGUCAACAAGUCUGAGAACGUUCCAAGGUGACUUGGUAAAGGAAGAGAUGCCAGUACCCCAGGAAGGGCAUUUCCUGUCAUUGUCAUUCUCUCAUAUGACUGACAGCCCUGGUCUUACAAGUUUGGGAGAAUCCUCUUUUUACAAAGAUCUUUUAGACCAGUCAGGGGAAACAUCUCUUUUGAAUAAUUUAGUCGGGAAUAUUUCGGCAAACCAGUCUAACGUAGAAGAAGGAUCUUGCUGCAGUCUGGAGGAGGAGAAUCCGACCAAGAAAAAGAUUCUGUCUACCCCAGUGAAGAGCAUUGAAGAACUUGAGAUCCUCUGUCAGAUGUACCUGCAAUCCCUCAGAAAGCUAGAGGACAAAAUUGAAAGUCAGGAGAUUAUGAAAAAUAAGGAAAUUGAAGAGCUUGAGCAGUUAUUAAGUUCUGAAAGGAAAGAGCUUGACUGUCUUAGGAAGCAGUAUUUGUCAGAAAAUGAACAGUGGCAACAGAAGCUGACAAGUGUGACCGUGGAGAUGGAGUCCAAGUUGGCAGCAGAAAAGAAACAGACUGAACACCUGUCACUUGAGCUCGAAGUCGCCCGACUUCAGUUACAGGGUCUGGACUUAAGUUCACGGUCCUUGCUCAGCAUCGACAUAGAAGAUGCUCUCCGGGCUGGAGACAAUAACUGUGACAUAAAAGAGUUGGAAGAACAUACUUUGGAAGCUAAAGAGAGCACACCAGAGCAUGACUUUCAUCAGAUUUGUGAGAAGGGGAUUCAGCAGAACCUUGGUGUAGAGAUGGGGAAAAUAGCCGAGACAGAUGCAGCCAGAUCCACAGGAGAAUGGUCUAGGGAACAGUCUCUGGAAACCAGUUACGAGACCCCAGUAGAAGACAAAACCCCGGGCUGUUCAGAACGUAUUGCUCAGUUGUCUCUUUCUGACCCUAAUGCUCUAGGACCUAUGGAUUUCCUGGAGAAUCAGGUCACCAUUCAGAAUCUCCAGCUUCAGGUUAAAGAGACAUCAAAUGAGAAUUUGAGGUUACUUCACGUCCUAGAGGAACGUGACAAAAAAGUUGAAAGUUUGCUAAAUGAAAUAAAAGAGUUAGACUCAAAACUCAAUUUACAGGAAGCACAGCUAGCCGCCAAGAUGGAAGCAUGUAUAGAAUUAGAAAAAAUAGUUGAGGAACUUAAGGAAGAGAAAUCAAAUUUAAGUGAAAGACUGGGGUCCUUUCCUUGUGACAACCAGGAGUUACACCAGAGAACAGAGAGUUUGGAAGGCCUCAGUUCCAAUUUAGAAGUAGGCACAGAUAAAUUGUCACAUGAAGUUAUUGAAGAUCAUGUAGCCACAGUGAACAUCAACUGGAGAGAGCGAUUUCUUGAUGUGGAAAAUGAGCUCAAGAGGAUCAAAUCUGAGAAAGGUAGCAUUGAGCACCACGCACUUUCUGUGGAAGCUGCCUUAGAGACGGUUCAGACGGAGAAGCUAUAUUUAGAACAAGACAAUGAAAAUAAGCAGAAAGUGAUAGCCCAUCUUGAAGAGGAACUCUCUGUGGUCACCAGCGAGAGAAACCAGCUUCAUGGAGAAUUAGAUACUUUGUCAAAAGAAAAUAAAGAACUGGAUCUGUUGUCUGAAAAGAUGAAGCAGAAAAUACAAGAGCUUGAGUCUCAUCCAGAUGAAUGUCUGCAGCCCAUUGACAAGGCUGGCACUGAGGUAAAGGACCAAACACAGGUCCCUGAGACACUAUCCUCCAAUGUAAGUGAGCUGUUGGAAGAGAACGCUCGUCUCCAGGAGCAGCUGCAGAGUUUGGAAAAGGACUCACAGGCCCUGUCUUUGGUAAAAAGUGAGUUGCAAAUCCAAAUCGAGCAACUAAAUAAAGAAAAAGAAUCACUUGCAAGGGAAUCUGAAAGGCUGCAGACCAGACUGAGUGAAUUGGAACAUGAAAAACUGACUGUCUCCAAGUCCUUGGAGAAUGCACUGAUGGAAAAGGGUGAGGUUGCGGUGAGGCUGAGCUCAACGCAGGAGGAAGUGUGCCAGCUAAGAAAAGGCAUCGAGAAGCUGAGGGUCCGCAUUGAAGCUGACGAAAAGAAGCAGCUUCACGUCUUGGAGAAACUGAGAGUGAGCGAGCGUAAGACCGAUUCACUUCAGGAUAAAGUCGAGAAUCUUGAAAGAGAACUACAGAUGUCAGAGGAAAACCAGGAGCUGGUGAUUCUUGAUGCUGAGAAUUCUAAAGCAGAGGUGGAGACCCUAAGGACACAAAUUGAAUUGAUGGCCAAAAGCCUGAAAGAUUUGGAAUUAGACCUUGCCACAGUAAGGCUCGAAAAAGAAAAUCUGAUGAAACAACUAAAAGAAAAACAGGGUCAAGUAUCUGAAUUAGAUACAUUACUCUCUACAUGCAAAGGUCUAUUAGAAGAAAAGGAGAAAGAAAAAAUAGAGCUCAAAGAAGAAUCUAAAGCUGCAUUGGAGAUGCUCCAAACACAACUGAAAGAGCUAAAUGAGGAAGUCGCAGUCCUGUGCGAUGACCAAGAAAUCCAGAAGGUCAAAGAACAGAGUCUGGACUCCUCGGUGCCGGAAAUACAUCUUCUGAGAAACAGCAUUGAAAAGCUGAAAGUCCGCCUCGAGGCUGAGGAAAAGGAGCAGCUCCAGGUCUUAGAGAAACUGAAGGAAAGUGCACUUCACGCCGACUUGCUUAAGAAUAGAGUGGAGAGCCUUGAAAGAGAACUAGAGCUAUCCAGGAAAGACCAAGAGCGUGUGGUUCUGGAGGCUGAGAAUUCCAAAGCUGAGGUAGGGACCCUGAAAGCAAAAAUAGAGGAGACGGCCCAAAACCUGAGAGACUUGGAAUUAGAUCUGGUCCAUAUGAGGUCAGAAAAAGAAAACAUGACCAAAGAAUUACAGAAAGAGCAAGGACGAGUAUCUGAAUUAGAAAUGCUUAAUUCUUCAUUUGAAAACCUAUUGCAAGAAAAAGAGCAAGAAAAAGUACAGAUGAGAGAAGAUUCUAAGAUGGCAGUGGAAAUGCUUCAAACACAACUAAAAGAGCUAACUGAGAAAGUGGCCGCCUUGUGUCAUGACCAAGACACCUGGAAGGCCCAAGAACAGAAUCUUAGCUGUCAAGUAGAUGCUCUUGAACACGAGAAAGCUCAGUUGCUACAAAACCUUGACGAGGUCAAGAGCAGUUACAUUAAUUUGCAGUCUUCUGCCAAUAGCCUCAUUCAGCAGGUAGAAGAUGGCAAACAGAAGCUAGAGAAGAAGGAUGAGGAAAUCAGCAUCCUGAAAAAUCAGGUUCAGGACCAGGAGCAGCUCAUCUCUAAACUGUCCCAGGCAGAAGAAGAACAGCAACUUUGGAAGAAGCAAAAAGGGGAACUGGAAAAUGUGACGGUGGACUUGGAGCAGAGGGUCCAGCUGCUGCAAUCCAAAAAUGACACUUUGCAGGGCACCCUAGAAACGCUGCAGAAUUCUUACAGGGAUCUGGAGAAAGAGCUUGAGCUAACAAAAAUGGAAAACAUGUCCUUUGUUGAAAAAGUAAACACAAUGACUAGGAAGGAAACUGAGCUGCGGAGGGAAAUGCACGAGAUGGCCCAGAAAACAGCAGACUUGAAAGAAGAAUUUGUCGGGGAGAGAAAUAGGCUGACUCAAGAAUUAACUAAAAUGUCAGAAGAAAUAAAGAGCAGUCAGGGUCAAUUGAAUGAGCUCAUGCUCGAAAAUAGUGAAUUGAAGAAGAAUUUGGAUUGCGCACAGAAGGACCAGCUGGAAAAGGAAGAAAAAAUGAGAGGGGAAGUAGCUGAGUGUCAGCUACGGCUUCAGGAAGCUGAAAAGAAACACCAGGCUUUGCUUCUGGACGCAAACAAACAGUACGAAAUGGAAAUCCAGACCUACCGAGAGAAGCUGACUUCUAAUGAAGAAUGUCUGUGCUCACAGAAGGCAGAGAUGGAACUCCUGAAGUCCAGUAAAGAAGAACUCAAUGAUUCUUUGAAAGCUACUACUCAGAUGUUAGAAGAAUUGAAGAAAACCAAGGAGGAUAAUGUAAAAUAUGCCAAUCAGUUGAAGAAGGAAAAUGAACGUGCUCAGGGGAAAAUAAAAUUGUUGAUCAGAUCCUGUAAACAGCUGGAAGAGGAAAAGGAGAUGCUGCAGAAAGAACUGUCUCACCUUGAAGGCACGCAAGAGAAACAGAAAACAGGUGCUGUUGUGGAUUCUAAUGUAGAGGAAUUAAUGGCUGAGAUAAAAGAAUUGAAAGAAGCUCUUGAAGAGAAAAACAAGGAGGCCGAUGAAUACUUGGACAAGUAUUGUUCCCUGCUCAUCAGCCAUGAGAAGUUAGAGAAAGCCCGAGAGAUGUUGGAGACGCAAGUUGCUCGUCUGAGUUCACGGUCUACACUUCAUCUCCAGGCUUCUCCAUUGCUAAAUGCGGUUGUUCCAGAAUCCUCUCCAGCCCCUUCUGCUACCGAAAUGAAGUUAUCAUCCAGCCAAAAUAAAGCUUCCGGCAAAAGGCAAAGGUCCACUGGGAUUCGAGAAGAUGGAGGGGGCACAGCGCCUUCUACCCCUGAGACAUUUUCUAAAAAGAGUAGGAAAGGAGGUAAAAGUGCUCUUCACCCCUCAGAAGAUGCCAGGGAUUCUGAGUUCGAGCCAGAGGGACUUCCAGAAGUUGUAAAGAAAGGGUUCGCUGAUAUCCCAACAGGGAAGACAAGCCCGUAUGUCCUUCGGAGAACAACCAUGCCAACCCGCACCAGCCCCCGCCUUGCUGCCCAGAAGUUAGCACCGUCCCCUCUAAGCCUCAACAAAGAAAAUCAUGCCGAGACCUCCAAAUCAACAGCUGGUGGCAGCAGAUCACAAAAGGUCAAAGUUGCUCAGCAAAGCCCCGUGGACUCAGGCACCACCUUCCGAGAACCCACCACGAGAUCUCUCUUGGCCAGUAACCUUCCUGAGAGGAGUCCAGCUGACAGCCCCAGGGAAGGCCUGAGGGCCAAGCGAGGCCGGCUCGCCCCCAGCCCGGAAGCUGUCCCCGAGUCCAAGAGCAGUGAGAACUGCAGGGUCCAGUAGACGCAGUCUUGUGUGUCGGGACCUUGGAAGGUGGCAGUGUCUGACUAGAGGAAAAGCAGGGGCUCUCCCUUCGUUAGGGAGCACGUUAUCUGUGGGAAGAAAACAUUUCCCUGUAAAUCGAAGUAUAUCAUACUCUUCAGCUCUCUCACGUGGCAGUAUUGGAAAUGUCUGGAAGCACUGGUCACCAGUUCAUCACGGACACUCUUCUCCCGUGGUGGAAAGGGUGCUGGAUAGCGCACUGUGGAGCUGUUACGCUUAAAUGGCAAGCACUUUGUCACAACUUCCGUUUGUAUGUGGAUUUUACCCUAAAGGGAUUCAAAAUACAUCUUCUGCUUCCAAGGACCAGCUCCCAGGAAAAUGUAAACGUUUGCCUGUGAUAUUUCCUAUGUAUAGAGGUAGGCCUGAAGUAAUUUUAGAUCAAGAAUUUCUCUUAGCCGAGUAACAUGAAGGAAAAUCAUGCACACAGUAUACAUACGGGGGUGUGUUCCUCCUUAUCUUCCAGUGUGUUUUCUAGAUGUUUGCCAACAGAACCUGUACAUACUUGUGUGUGAGGGUGAUGGGGUGGGGGGUGCGUUUAUUUCCAGCUGGCCUGGUCGCCGGUGCCUCCAGGAUGCAGUAGGUCAACAUUUUCUGUCCUUUGUACUGUUUCUUUUUUAGACCGAUUUGUUGGAGUUCUUUAGUAUAUGUUCUCAUCAGUAGUGAUCUUGUAUUAAAAUAGAGCAUUCUUUGUCCUAAUAAAAAAUUCACUUUUUUUUCUGUAAAAAUGUUUUCUAAAUAUUAAAUGCAUUAUGAACAUC